AUGCAGAGCUGCUCUGUGGGGAAUUUCCUGGGGAAUUCCUCACUCUUAUAUCAUUACACGUCCCUUUGCUUCAGCAGAUGCAAGCCAAGAUCCACAGAUUUGAUUCUUAGGCACCUGACUGUAGCCAAUUCCUUGGUCAUUCUCUCCAGAGGAGUCCCAGAAACCAUGGCAGCUUUAGGGUUGAAAUAUUUCAACAAUUAUUAUGGAUGCUCCAUUUUUUUGUAUGUUCACAGAGUAGCCAGAGGUAUGUCCAUUUACUCCACCUGCCUCUUGAAUGUCUUACAGGCUAUCAUGAUCCACCCUGGGAACUCCAGGUGGGCAGAGCUUAAAGUGAAAGUUCCAAAGUACAUUGGUCCCUCCAGUAUCCUCUGCUGGGUGCUCCACAUGGUGGUAAAUAUGUUCUUUCCUAUUUAUAUGACUGGUAAAUGGAGAAACAAAAAUAUUACAAAGAAAAGAGCUUUGGGAUAUUGUUCUGCUUCACAGUAUCGUGCCAAGAUCACAGACUUAGUGUAUGUCAUAGUUACAUCUUUCCAUGACAUUUUAUGCUUGGGACUCAUGACCUUGGCCAGCAGCUCCAUGGUCUUCCUCCUUCACAGGCACAGGCAGAGGGUCCAACACAUUGAUAGGAACACGCUCCCCCUGAGACCCUCCCCUGAGUCCAGAGCCACCCAGAGCAUCCUUGUUUUGGUGAGCCCCUUUGUAUCAUUUUAUUCUCUCUCCUCCAUCAUUUAUGUUUACUUGGCUCUCUCUGAUGAGUACAGUUGGUGGCUGAUAACCACUGCUGUACUAAUCACUGCAGGUUUUCCAACUGUUAGUCCUUUUUUUCUCAUGAACCAUGACCCCAGCACAUCCAGGCUCUACUGUGUCUGCUUUGGAAGAAAUACAUAA
Messenger RNA from Nyctereutes procyonoides (raccoon dog), 888 nucleotides. RefSeq names its product vomeronasal type-1 receptor 2-like. Gene Ontology annotation, cellular component: membrane. Lineage: Eukaryota; Metazoa; Chordata; Mammalia; Carnivora; Canidae. The record is from RefSeq and is a predicted model, not a curated record. Gene Ontology annotation, molecular function: pheromone receptor activity. Gene Ontology annotation, biological process: G protein-coupled receptor signaling pathway. The transcript is spliced from 2 exons. The coding region runs from base 1 to 888 and encodes 295 amino acids.